GUCUUCCUGUCUCUGUCUUUCAAAGAAUUCACCUCCCCCAAAAAUAAAAAUAAAAAAAUAAAAAAGCUCAAUAUUCAAGGUGGGUCUGUUGGACUUGGGAACGCGAGAGAGAGAGUAUUUGUAUAUUUUUAGUACAAAAUACCGUAUUCCACAUUAUACGAUCAAAAGUCAAAGUAAUAUAGGAGUAUUUAUCUACAUGAGAGACACACUGGUUAGGGUUUUCAGUUCUUCUCUGGCUCCUGUCUCAAUUUCAGCUUUCGGGUAUUGCUUAGAAAUUUACAAAUCAGGUCUUUAGCACUGGGUCUUCAGCUAUAUGUGCUGGGAUUCCGUGCGUUCUACUUCAAGUUUGGGAUUUUCUACGCAGUUUGUGGUGGUUUUGGAGCUUGAAAUUAAAGUUGCUGGUUACCGGUGAAUUUGGUGUUAGAAGGGUUUGUUAAGGUUUAGAGGGUCUUUUUUUGGUACUUACUUUUUUGUAUUGGUGAAUUUUAAGGUUUAUUUAUCUUUUUGGUUCGUAUGUUGAUUGGAUUUGUGUUUUAGCUUUAUACUUGUUAGGUAAACUCGUAAAAUUUCUCCAAUUGUACGGAAUUGGAGGUGAUGAAAUAGUAGUUUGUGUUAGCUAGAAAAACUACUAGACUCUUUUGUGAUCAGGAGUUUCUGGUUAGUGGUUACUUCUGUUUUGUGAAGGGCUUUUAGAUUUUGGAUUUUGUUUUUUGGGGGAUAAGGAGGCGGUGGUGAUGAUGAUGAGGGUGAUUCAUGGGUAGUAGAACGGUGAAGAUUGGUGCAGACGAUGAUAGUAGAGUUAUGACCGGGAUGCCGAGCUUCGUUCCUGCAAUACCCAAUUCCAAUUCCCUUGGAACAGAAGGAAACACCAUUCGUUCUUCUCAACUUCCAGACUUUGGAACAUUUGAGCAGUCCCUUGGAUUUCGCAUAGAGGAUGCCGUUGGCCUAAAUCCUUUAUAUAAUCAGAUGAAGUCAAGUAGCCAGGCACUGGGUACAGAUAUUCAAUUUGCCACUUUAAAUAAGACAUUACAACUACAAAAAGAACCACAAGCGAAUCUGGUCUCUACAUCUGGUGGCCAUCGUGAAAAUUGGGGAGAGUCCACUAUGGCAGAAGCAAGCCCAAGGACCGAUACAUCGACAGAUGACACAGAUGACAAGAAUCAAAGGCAUGAAAUGGGUCAAUUGAUUGGUGUUGCAGCCUCUGAUUCUAGUGACAAAUCAAAGGAGAAAUCAGGGGAUCAAAAGACCUUGCGCCGGCUUGCUCAAAAUCGUGAAGCUGCCAGAAAGAGCCGAUUAAGGAAAAAAGCAUAUGUGCAACAGCUUGAGAGUAGCCGGCUAAAGCUAACCCAACUAGAGCAAGAGCUGCAGCGGGCCCGCCAGCAGGGCAUAUUCAUUUCAAGCUCAGGAGACCAAUCCCAUUCAAUGAGUGGAAAUGGUGCCUUGGCAUUUGAUGUAGAGUAUGCACGGUGGCUAGAAGAGCAGAACAAGCAGAUAAAUGAGCUGAGGGCUGCAGUCAAUUCACAUGCAGCCGAUGCUGAGCUUCGCACCAUUGUUGACAAUGUUAUGGCACACUUCGAUGACAUUUUUAGGCUGAAAGGCAUUGCAGCCAAAGCUGAUGUUUUCCACAUAUUGUCAGGAAUGUGGAAGACACCAGCGGAACGGUGUUUUAUGUGGAUUGGUGGCUUCCGAUCAUCUGAACUACUCAAGCUUCUUGUCAAUCAAUUGGAGCCUUUAACUGAACAACAAUUGGUGGGCAUCUACAACUUGCAGCAAUCAUCCCAGCAGGCUGAAGAUGCUCUAUCACAGGGCAUGGAGGCAUUGCAGCAAUCUCUGGCUGAGACAUUGGCCAAUGGCUCACCUAGUCCAUCAGGAUCAUCUGGGAAUGUGGCAAACUAUAUGGGUCAAAUGGCCAUGGCCAUGGGAAAGCUUGGAACACUUGAGGGGUUUCUUCGCCAGGCUGAUAAUCUGCGUCAACAAACACUCCAACAAAUGCACCGUAUAUUAACAACCAGGCAAUCAGCCCGCGCACUUCUUGCCAUAAAUGACUAUUUCUCUCGUCUUCGAGCCCUCAGUUCUCUCUGGCUUGCCCGGCCACGCGAAUGACAAGCUAAAUCCCCUAAAUGAAGUUAUUCUGAAGAUUGAUCUCCCUGGCCCCCUAUCCUAUCAAGUCAGCACUAAGCUUUGAGUUUGUAAAGAAUCAACCACAUGAUUCACCAUCAAGUCAACUGCUGCGGUUCUUUAUCUUAGAAUCCUUUUGGGACCUGGCUGUUGUGCAGUAUCAUCACACUUGUUGAUAUAGUCUCAUCUCUAGUUCUAGUGUCACAUAUGUUCACCUAGGUCUUUUAUCCUCAUUUCUUACGUUUAAAACUAUAGUGCCAAUAAUCUGAUUAUGUUAGAUUUUAGGGUUGUAUUUGUAAUGUAGGUUACUGCUCUCAAUUUGUAUACCAGAACCGAUUAUAUAAUGGUGCAAGAGUUCCUUUUUGGGUGUGGA
This is a messenger RNA of Carya illinoinensis, 2491 nucleotides long. RefSeq names its product transcription factor TGA2.3-like. Bases 754 to 2103 code for a protein of 449 amino acids. Gene Ontology annotation, molecular function: DNA-binding transcription factor activity; sequence-specific DNA binding. Gene Ontology annotation, biological process: regulation of DNA-templated transcription; DNA-templated transcription. The transcript is spliced from 11 exons. NCBI's taxonomy places the organism in Eukaryota, Viridiplantae, Streptophyta, Magnoliopsida, Fagales, Juglandaceae. The record is from RefSeq and is a predicted model, not a curated record.